AUGAUGAGAAAUAGAGCGCUCUCAUGUCUCCUCACGAUGCUCCUAAUCGCCACCGCAGACUCAACGCAAAAUACGGUGGUUCGCCUCGAAAUGGCUCACCGCGACACUCUCUCGCCGACGGCUUUCCGCCGCAUUGAGGACAUUAUCGGCGAGGACAAGAAGCGCCACACCAUGAUCUCUCAGAAACGGAAAACGAAAGGAGGAUUCAAAAUGCCGCUGGGAUCGGGCGUCGACUACGGCGCGGCGCAGUAUUUCACGGAGGUCAGUGUCGGAACGCCGGCGAAGAAGUUCAGGGUGGUUGUGGACACCGGGAGCGAGCUGACUUGGGUGAAUUGCAGGUUCCACGGGAAAGGCAAAGAGAAAGUCGAGAAUCGGAGUGUGUUCAGAGCAGAGGAAUCGUCGAGCUUCAGAAAAGUCGGUUGCUUGACUCAGACCUGUAAAGUCGAUUUGAUGAAUCUCUUCUCACUCUCCUCUUGCCCUACGCCUUCCACACCUUGCUCCUACGAUUACAGAUACGCGGACGGGUCAACAGCACAAGGCGUGUUCGCAAGGGAGACGUUCACGGUGAAUCUAACCAACGGUCGCAAACGGAGACUCCGUAACCUCAUCGGUUGUAGCAACUCAUUCACUGGUGAGAGCUUCCGUGGAGCAGAUGGAGUUCUUGGUUUAGCGUUCAGCGAUUACUCCUUCACUUCCAGAGCCGUUGAUCUCUUCGGUGGGAGAUUCUCUUACUGCCUCGUUGACCAUCUCUCCCACAAGAACGUCUCCAACUAUCUCAUCUUCGGCUCUUCCCCUACCUCGACUAAAACCACAGCCGCAGCAAGAACCGCACCGCUUAAUCUCGAUCUCAUCCCUCCCUUCUACGCCAUCGACAUCGUUGGGAUCUCUCUCGGAGACAAAAUGCUUGACAUCCCCGCGCAAGUAUGGGACGGAACAGCCGGUGGUGGGACGAUCUUGGACUCGGGAACCAGCCUCACGUUCUUGGCCGAUGCUGCGUACACCAUUGUGGUUGAAGCCCUCGAGAGGUCGCUUGUUGGGUUUAAGAGAGUGAAACCGGAAGGAGUACCGAUAGAGUAUUGUUUUAGUUCGACGUCAGGGUUCGACGAGAGCAAGCUGCCGCAGCUGACGUUCCAUUUCAAGGGCGGUGCGCGUUUCGAGCCGCACCGUAGAAGCUAUUUAGUAGAUACAGCGCCAGGAGUCAAGUGUUUAGGGUUUGUGUCGGCGGGAACGCCGGCGACUAAUGUGGUUGGGAACAUAAUGCAGCAGAAUUAUUUGUGGCAGUUUGAUACUUUGGCCUCAACUUUGUCUUUUGCUCCUUCUACCUGCGUUUAG
Messenger RNA from Microthlaspi erraticum, 1332 nucleotides. The record is from the annotation of a GenBank genome assembly. Lineage: Eukaryota; Viridiplantae; Streptophyta; Magnoliopsida; Brassicales; Brassicaceae.